Fusarium sp. VM40 is the source of this 1539-nucleotide messenger RNA. The record is from the annotation of a GenBank genome assembly. NCBI's taxonomy places the organism in Eukaryota, Fungi, Ascomycota, Sordariomycetes, Hypocreales, Nectriaceae.
AUGUCUACCACACAGGGGGAAACACCCCGCGCGGUUUUGCCCAACGAGCUCAUCUUCGAAAUUACAAAACAUCUCUCUCGCAAGGAUCUUCUCAACGCACGGUUUGUCGACAGAUACUUCAGCAAUGUAGCCGCCUCUUUGUUGUUCCGCUCGGUGACCUUGGGCACUGAUCCUGAUGACCUUGCGAUAUUUUUAUCCAUUUCCAAAUCAGAGCAUAUCAGGGUUCAUGUCAAGGAAAUUGUCUGUGACAGUACCCACGCCGGAACUAGCUGGGCGGCCUGUCUUGACUUAUUUUACUUCCUUAUGGCCCUCCCUCACAUCAGACUUUUCAGAAACCUAGAGGAUAUCACCUUUCGUAUGCACGUAUGGGCAUCGGAUAAUGAGGAAUGGGACCGUACAGUAAGAACUGUGACGCGUUGGAUGCUUGACAUAGUCUUCCGGUGUCUAGCCGGUUCUUGGACCGAAGGCGUUCAAGAUACCAUUGCUGAAAAGCUGUCGAAAGAGUUGAGACACAGAUUUGAGUUUGCCAGGUCUCCCAAUGAAUUUCCAAAGACUCCAAUUCCCAUCAAUACAAUCAAGCUUUCCGAUCUGGAGGACGAGGUGACGGACGAACUUACGAACGAAAUCAUCAAUACAUGGUCGUUCCAGGCUGUGAUGAACUUGAAGAGCCUGGUGGGUAUGGAGAUACAAACCGGGAGAGACGAAUGGCGUCUUUCAAAGACAUAUCCCAGGCCUCGUCUUAUGCAAGCCUUUGGCCGUACUUGGUUCACGCCCAAACUCGCCAGCAAACUCCAGUCGCUAUCCCUGAGCUCCGAGUACCCAUGGGGCUACUUACCAAAGAUGGACUUCCGCGUGAUCGGCAUCGAAGGUCUAGAGAAUCUCAAAGUCCUUUCUCUUGGGAACUACCAGUUCUCGCACUGGUGGCAGAUAGAGUGGUUUGGGGCGUUGCCUAUCGAAGAGCUACGCCUCACUAAUUGCGGUGUUUUGCGCUCAGACAAUAACUUACGUCAAAGGACUCUCGAGAUAACAGACACUGUGGUCCGAGACUCAAAAGGAGAGAUUCAUCGGUUUUCCAACGAGGGAUACUAUGUCACAGGAUCUCAAGGCGGUGCGCGGCAUUCCCCGCCUCUUGAAAGUCACCUCCGAUGGAAACAUUUCUUUUCGCACUGGGCCGAGUCGAUGGCCAACCUCAAAUUCUUCAGAAUUGAGAAUCAUGCCUUGACACAUGCAGAAUUUUCCCACGGCGGUCCAAGAAGACUUAAGAGUAUUGACUCUGCUCGCAAAUACCGACCUAAAGACAUAUGUGACUACUUCGACAACGGACCAGACUUUCAUGAGCGGUGGGUCGGUGUGGAGGACGCAGUACGGGAUGAAGCAGAGGGUUAUGGAAUGACAACUUAUUCAUCCUUUGUGCGGGAAGGAGAGAAAAAGGAAGAUCACGAGGCCUUGAAGAAACUGUUGUCGGUUGUAAGGGAGAGAGCAGGACUAGGGUGCCUGGAAGAGGCAGUAUUUGACCCUAAGAGCAGGCGUUGGGUUUGA